AACCUGACUUAUCAAGGUUUCAAUCAUGUCAAGCGGUGAUGACAAAUCAACCACUAGAAGACACCAUGGGGAUGAACCUUUCAUGCUCAAAGCAAUGCAACAACAAUUUCAGAGGCUGGACAUCAUGUUUGGUAUUGUUAAGAUGAAGAUUCUUCCGGUUCAAGGCAAAAAUGAUCCAGAUGUGUAUUUGGAGUGGGAAAAGAAGGUGGAGUUGGUGUUUGAUUGCCAUAACUAUUCUGAGGAGAAAAAGGUGAAAUUAGCAGCUGUAGAAUUUACUGAUUACGCUGUGGUGUGGUGGGAUCAGCUUGUGCUUAGUCGACGUAGAAAUCGAGAGCGUCUUGUUGACACUUGGGAAGAGAUGAAAGCUGUGAUGAGAAAACGAUUUGUUCCUAGUCACUACUACCGUGAUCUCUAUCAACAAUUGCAAGGCCUUACUCAAGGGUCCAAAAGCGUUGAGGAUUAUCACAAAGAGAUGGAAAUCGCAAUGGUUAUAGCGAAUGUGGAAGAAGACAGAGAAGCACCUAUGGCAUGGUUUCUACAUGGCUUAAAUCGUGAUAUAGCUAAUGUGGUGGAGCUGCAGCAUUAUGUGGAAUUAGAAGAUAUGGUGCAUAUGGUAAUGAAAGUAGAACAGCAUCUCAAGCGUAAAGAAGCCACCAGCAGAACUGGACAAAAUUCAAGUUCCUCAUCUUCUUGGAAAUUGGAUUGGAGCAAAAAGGAAGAAAAUUCUGCUUUCAAGCGUACAACUGUAGCAUCUAAGUCAAAAGAAGUUGGCAGCAAUGAGAAGAGUAAAACAGAUAAUACGCAAGGCAGAAACCGAGACAUCAAGUAUGGAGAAAUUGAAACUGAGGGUGAAUCUGAUGAUGAAUCUAUGCCACCAUUAGAAGAUGCUAAUGAUGGUGUGGAAUAUGCCAUUGAUGGAGAACUGCUCGUCACCAGUGUUGUUAAAUCUCUUUUGCAGGACUUCAAGGACGUGUUUUCAGAGGACAUCUUUAAUGGUUUACCACCAACAAGAGGAAUUGAGCAUCAGGUUGAAGAACCCAUGAAGAAGGGGCAUGUGAGAGAAAGCAUGAGUCCAUGUGCAGUUCCAGUGCUACUUGUGCCUAAGAAGGAUGGGACUUGGCGUAUGUGCGUUGAUUGUCGCGCUGUCAACAAAAUCACUGUAAAGUAUCAUCACCCUAUUCCUAGAGUAAAUGACAUGUUAGAUGAACUGCAUGCCAACAAAGGGUGCAAGAAAGUUGUGUUUGAACUUGGAGAUUGGGUUUGGGUGCAUAUGCGGAAGAAGCGAUUACCUACACAAAGGCAUUCUAAGUUGCAACCAAGAGGCGAUGGACCAUUUCAAGUGAUUGCAAGGAUAAACGACAACGCAUACAAGUUGGAGCUUCUUGGUGAGUAUAAUGUUAGUGCUACUUUUAAUGUUUCUGAUCUUUCUCCUUUUGAUGUGAGUGACAAUUUGAGGACAAAUCCUAUUGAGGGGAGAGGGAAUGAUGGGAAUCAAGAUGACCCCACAUGUACCACGUCAAGAGAUCCAUUACACAUUACAGGAGGUCCAAUCACGAGAGCUAGAGUUAGGAAGAUGCAAAAAGCUUUAAAUGGCCUUAUUGAGCAAAUCUGGGUUGAUAACAACAUGCAAUAAGUAAAUCGAAGCUUGGAUGAUUAUCAAGGCAUUGUAAACAUCAUUCGGGUUCAAGAGAAGUUUAAUUGAGGCCAUUUAUGCUAAACUACAUAGUUUGCGUCAAAAUCCCCUGAUUCUGUCACAAUUUGUAACAAAUUGAUAUUUCAUGU
Molecule: messenger RNA, 1782 nt
Organism: Rubroshorea leprosula
Lineage: Eukaryota; Viridiplantae; Streptophyta; Magnoliopsida; Malvales; Dipterocarpaceae
Source: the annotation of a GenBank genome assembly